Messenger RNA from Aplysia californica (California sea hare), 4693 nucleotides. RefSeq names its product F-box only protein 11. Gene Ontology annotation, biological process: ubiquitin-dependent protein catabolic process; regulation of apoptotic process; protein ubiquitination. The record is from RefSeq and is a predicted model, not a curated record. Gene Ontology annotation, molecular function: zinc ion binding; protein binding. Bases 99 to 2771 code for a protein of 890 amino acids. The transcript is spliced from 19 exons. NCBI's taxonomy places the organism in Eukaryota, Metazoa, Mollusca, Gastropoda, Aplysiida, Aplysiidae.
CUGUGAUUGGCCACUGUUUCCACGUGACUAUAACGGGCAGAUUCUAUUCGUUAGAGUGAUUAGUUGCAAAUCCAAUAUGGCUUCUGUGUAGGUAGUUUAUGCGAAGUUGCUCAGUAAUAAAAUAUAUUUACGGCUUUAAGUCACUAAUAAUGUCGUCGAGGUCCGCAAGAACAACUAGAUUAAAGACUCGGAACCUGAGGAAGAGAGUUCAAACGAAAUCGGCCUCAUCAAGACAUCGAAAUGGAGAGAGUUCCAUGGAUGCAACUUUUUGCAGUGAAGACAGUUGCAGCAGAUAUUACUUACGGAGGAGGUCACACAGUGCUGAUGGUUCCUCAGGCAAUUCUGUAUCACUAUCAGAUUUAUCACAUCAGCCGAUGCGGAAAAAGAAAAAGAAGUCCAAUAUAAAUCCUGCUUUACAGCCUCAAGGCCGUGUUGCUGCAAGGUACCUGCAGCAUGAACUGCCAGAUGAAGUGAUGUUCUACAUAUUCUCAUUCCUUAAAGAGUUAGACCUAUGUAAUGCUGCUCAAGUUUGUCGGAGGUUUCGCUCCAUAACGAACGACCAUGAAUUAUGGAAAGUGCUGUAUAUGGAAGUCUUUGAAUAUGAGUCGCCGUUAAUGAAUCCAGAACCACGAGUAUUCCAGUUUGUUUCACCUGAUGACCCAAAUUACGAUAAUCCAUGGAAAGAAAGUUUCAAGCAAUUGUAUCGAGGUAUUCAUGUUUCCAAAAAUGAUCUUCCACUUGUUGAGACCGUCAAGGGCAAACGCAUCAAGGGUAGAAAUCUUAUCAAAUUUGACACGAUCGAGUCGGCCUACAACUUUGCAGACACAGAGGAAAUAGAAGACCCUCUUAUAUUUGUGCACACUGGUACUUAUCGGUCAGAGUUUCUCUUGAUAGAUUCACAAGUGUCCCUGAUUGGUGCAUCUGGAGGAAAUGUGGAGGACAAUGUGAUAAUAGAACGAGACACAGAAUCAACAAUUAUGUUUGUGGAGGGUGCAAGAAGAGCUUAUCUUGGAUACAUGACUUUGAGGUUUUGUCCAGAUUCUGCAUCAGCGGUCCCCCACCACCGACACUACGCUCUAGAGGUGGCUGAGAACACUCAACCUGUUAUUGAUCAUUGUAAAAUAAAAAGCUUGUCUGUGGUUGGUGCUGCUGUAUGUGUGUCAGGGCAGAAUGCAGACCCCACUAUCAUGAACUGCUCCAUCAGAGACUGUGAAAAUGUCGGUCUUUAUGUCACAGACAAAGCUGAGGGAGUGUAUGAGAACAAUGAGAUCAGUGGCAAUGCUUUGGCUGGCAUAUGGGUCAAGAACGGGGCCAACCCUAUCAUGAGGAAUAAUCACAUCCAUCAUGGCCGUGAUGUCGGAGUGUUUACCUUUGAUAAUGGACUGGGAUAUUUUGACAACUGUGAUAUUCAUGACAACCGCAUCGCUGGCUUCGAAGUGAAAGCAGGGGCCAACCCGACGGUCAUUCACUGUGAGGUCCACCAUGGACAGACAGGCGGCAUUUAUGUACAUGAAAAUGGAAGAGGCCAGUUUAUUGAGAACAAAAUACAUUCAAACAACUUUGCCGGAGUUUGGAUAACAUCGAACAGUGACCCCACAAUCAGGAAAAAUGAAAUCUACAAUGGUCAGCAAGGAGGAGUGUAUAUAUUUGGAGAUGGGAGAGGAUUGAUAGAGCACAAUAAUAUAUAUGGCAAUGCACUAGCAGGCAUACAAAUAAGAACCAAUAGCAACCCGAUUGUGAGGCACAACAAAAUACAUCAUGGUCAACACGGCGGCAUCUAUGUGCAUGAAAAGGGAAAAGGCCUGAUAGAGGAGAAUGAGGUGUACUCCAAUACUUUGGCGGGAGUGUGGAUCACCACAGGGAGUACACCUGUACUCAGGAGGAACAGAAUACACAGCGGGAAACAGGUUGGUGUUUAUUUCUAUGACAACGGUCAUGGAGUUCUAGAAGACAAUGAUAUCUUCAACCAUCUGUACUCCGGAGUUCAGAUAAGAACUGGAAGCAAUCCUUUCAUCAGAAAGAACAAAAUCUGGGGUGGCCAGAAUGGUGGUAUACUGGUCUACAAUGGAGGCUUAGGGAUGAUAGAGAGCAAUGAAAUAUUUGACAAUGCUAUGGCUGGCAUCUGGAUCAAGACGGAAAGUAAUCCCAUCCUGAGGCACAAUAAAAUUCAUGAUGGAAGGGAUGGAGGAAUUUGCAUUUUUAACACUGGCAAAGGCCUCCUGGAGAACAAUGAGAUUUUCCGGAAUGCCCAAGCUGGUGUUCUAAUCAGCACACAAUCCCACCCAAUCCUGCGGCGCAAUCGUAUCUUUGAUGGGUUAGCAGCUGGGGUGGAAAUCACCAACAACGCCUGUGCCACUUUGGAAGAAAACAAAAUCUUCAACAACAAAUUUGGAGGUUUAUGCCUGGCAACUGGUGUUGAUCCAAUCAUGAAAGACAAUGUUAUAUUUGGCAACCACAACAUGGUGGACAGAGCUGUGAAUUCUGGCCAGUGCUUGUACAAAAUCUCAAGCUACACAAGUUUUCCCAUGCAUAAAUUCUUCAGGUGUCGAACCUGCAACACUACGGAGCGUAACGCCAUCUGUGUGAACUGUAUCAAUACAUGCCACGCAGGCCACGACGUGGAGUUCAUCCGACACGACCGCUUCUUCUGUGACUGUGGGGCCGGCACGCUGAGUAAACACUGCCAGCUACAGGGAGAGCCCACCCAAGACACAGACACUCUCUACGACUCAGCUGCCCCCAUGGAGUCACACACGCUAAGGGUUAACUGACGUCGGGGUAUUCCGAGGGUUAAAUGACUCUGAGGCACUGAGGGUCAACUGAAACUGGGGCGCACUGAGGGUCAACUGAGGCUGGGGUGCUCUGUGAGUGGACAUACUGUGGGGCAUCCGUAUGGUCAGCUGACACUAGGACACUCUGAGGGUCAACUGAUACUGGGACACUGAGGUUCAAUUGACGUCAGGGCACCCUGAGACUGAGGGUCAGCUGACACUUGGGCACUCUGAGGGUCAACUGACGACGGGGCAUCCUGAGAUUCUGAGGGUCAAAUGACACGUGGGCACUGAGGGUCAGCUGACGUCAGCGCACCCUGGGACUCUGAGGGUCAACUGACGCUAGAAGACUGCGAGAAAAAGAUAACCACACGCCUCCGUGUUUGUUUUGUCCCACUUUUUAUUGAUCAGGCAUGCCAGAUGGGUGGGCAUGAGGUGGGAAGGUGAACUUUGCUGGAGGUGUCCUAUUGCCAUCUUUCAUUCUCAUGGUGCUGAAACUUCACCUGUGUCAAAACCGUGGAGGGAGAGGGGGGAUGUUGGGAGAGCGAAUUCUCCACAAGUUGAGUGGAAGUAGAAAUGCAACACUAAUGAUGAAGUUACUUUAUGUGUAUGGUGUUGCGCUGAUCCACAACACUGAAAUACACACUAGUCAUUUGCAGUCUCUGUCCAUGUCGCUGGGGUCAGACUCUGGUUUGUCAAAGUAGAAUAAUAUUUAUUUUCAAGGACACAAAUACGGACGUCAUUCUUUGACAUUCAGUCUUUGUUUUGUCUUACUUAGAGAAUCAAACGUGGACAAGUGUCAAGAGCCCGGUCUUAGACAGACCUUCCUCUUUUGGUUUUCAGUGAUGAAAGUUUGCAUGCCAACAUCUGUUGGGGACAGGAAGUAGAUAGACGUUAGCAUAUUUUAGUGCCGAGUUGAUUGGUUUAAAGAAACACCAAAGACCUUUAUGGUAUUUAAUGAGAAAAUAAUUUGAAAGCUAUGGUGCACAUGUUUUUGUUGAGAUAAGUGUUUGUAAAAUAAUGAUUAUGUGUGUGAUUGUCUUUUUUGUCUUGUAGUUUUGAGUUUUUGUUAUUUUCAGUGUUAAGAGGGGAUUGUGUUUGUUUGAAAAUUAACUGCUGCUGGAGUGAUCUCAGUUUUUUGUUUCUUGUCUUUGUGUGUAGGUCUAUGUGGUUAUUUUUAGGUUUGUCUUUUUACUUUUUACGUUUCUGAGCUGAUUUGAUGCCUUCACUCCUUUUCUUGUCUGGAUUUUUGUAUGUUGCACUUUUUCUCAGGAGUGAUAUGGCUACCUUAGUGGUUCUCUGCUUCUGGUGAGCUAAUAUUAUCUCAAAACUGCUCCUUAUCAUCAUUCAGAAGUACACAAGUUCAUAGUCACACAGGUUGGUGGAACAUUCAGGAGACCUGAGUAUUGUUCUUCUCAUUGGAAGGUUUUUACUGGGUUCCGUGUCCCAACUCCCCUGUAAAGUGACCAGAAAUUUUCUUCACUGGGCCUAUAUUUGGUGUGUUCAGGGUAGUCAGGUUACCAAACCAAGUAUCUUGAGUGAGCAGGGUUGUGGUUUCAGACAGACCAUUGUUCUGCUUCUUUUUUUUUUUUAGAUGCUGGUAUCUGCUCUUUGACUUCAAAUGUGUCCAGAUGUUUGAAAAGUGUUCUGUGGUUCAGAUUGAGACACAUAAUAUGUUCUUCGUUUCUCUAAAAGAAAAUUCUUCUGAACAGGUGCUCUUGUUAUUUUUGGUCUUUUUUUAAUGUUCUUAUCUGAUGUUUCAAGAAGAGGUUUAAUGUCCCGUCAAAACAAAUCAUCAAACUUCAUUUUGUACUAGCGAGGAUAUGAAUUAAUACUUUUAUUUUAAAAAUAUCUGCUGUGAGUUGUUUUAAUGAAAUUGUUCCCGCUUGAAAGGAGUAAUGAGUUGCAUGUUUUUGAAAAAA